UUUAAAAGGCUGUAUCCUCUUGGCCCUAAGCUUUUGAGAAAGGACUAUGGCCAUUUUUUCGGUCCCCGUCUUUCUUCUCUUCCUCUUAAUCUGAUUAAUUUUAACCACCGUCGUUCCGAUUUAAAAAUCAGAAGGACGGCAAGAUGGCUGAGAUGGGCAAGGGAGUCACUGCAGGGAAAAUAGCCAGCAACAUGCAGAAGAAGCUCACCAGGGCCCAAGAGAAGGUCCUCCAGAAACUUGGCAAAGCGGAUGAAACAAAAGAUGAGCAAUUUGAACAGUGUGUGCAAAACUUUAACAAACAGCUGUCAGAAGGAUCCAAGUUACAGAAAGAUCUCCGGACCUACCUGACUUCAGUUAAAGCAAUGCAUGAAGCCUCCAAGAGACUUACAGAAUGUUUGCAAGAUGUAUAUGAACCUGACUGGCCAGGAAGGGAUGACACUAACAAAAUAGGAGAGAACAAUGACCUGCUUUGGACAGACUUCCAUCAGAAACUGGUAGAUCAGGCACUGCUGACUAUGGACACCUAUCUUGGCCAGUUCCCAGACAUAAAGUCCCGCAUUGCUAAACGGGGAAGAAAACUUGUAGACUAUGACAGUGCCAGGCAUCAUUAUGAAUCUCUUCAAACUGCAAAGAAGAAAGAUGAUGCUAAAAUUGCCAAGGCUGAAGAAGAAUUAGUAAAAGCCCAGAAAGUAUUUGAAGAGAUGAAUAUUGAUCUUCAGGAAGAACUGCCUUCACUAUGGAAUAGUCGUGUUGGUUUCUAUGUCAACACAUUCCAGAGUAUUGCUGGCUUAGAAGAGAAUUUUCAUAAGGAAAUGGGCAAGUUAAACCAAAACCUGAAUGAUGUCCUUGUGACUCUAGAGAAAGAACAUGCAACAAGCACCUAUCCUGUUAAAGCUCAGCCAAGAAAGAAAACUAAACUCUUCUCCAGGCUGAGGAAAAAGAUGAGCAGUGACAGCACAAAAGCAAACAAAACUCCUUCAUCUCCACCUGAUGGGACUCCCAUCACCAGCCCUGAGAUCAAGGUCAUCAACCAUGAACCAGAGCCAUCCACUCUGGAAGCUCCUGGAGGAGGCAUCCCCAAGUCUCCUUCUCAGUUGAGGAAAGGCCCUCCUGUGCCACCACCUCCAAAACUCACUCCAUCCAAGGAGAUGAAGCAGGAGAACAUCAUCAACCUGUUUGAUGACAAUUUUGUCCCAGAGAUCAGUGUGACAACCCCCUCACAGUUUGAUGCCCCUGGGUCUUUCCAGGAGGGAGCCAGCCUAUUGGAUUUUGAUUUUGAUCCCAUUAAACCAGAUAACAACCUUGUAGGGAAGUCUCCCACACCUGCUACUCAGUCUACAGAAGCCACUCCUGCUGAGGCUGAGGGAGCUGGCAAAGGAGGAACAGCUGGAGCUGAAGCAGCUGCUAAACCCGAAACUGAUUCAGGAUCUGCCUCAAGUCCUCUGCCAACUGUAGUUGUGGAGAAUGUCCCUGCCACAGUUAAUGGGACCGAUGAGAAUACAGCCGUCUCUGAGAGGUCUGACAUGCCACCAGGAUUUCUCUUUAAGGUACAAGCCAUGCAUGAUUACGCAGCUACUGACAAUGAUGAAUUGCAGCUGAAGGCUGGAGAUGUGGUCUUGGUGAUUCCAUUUGAAAAUCCAGACGAGCAGGAUGAAGGAUGGCUGCUGGGCGUGAAAGAAUCUGAUUGGCUUCAGCACAAAGCAUUUGACCAAUGCCGGGGAGUUUUCCCAGAGAAUUUCACUGAACGGGUGCAGUGAGGUCUUGCAGCUCCUUAGAUAGCUUCUCUUCAGCAAGAAAGCAAGAGGUGUCUUCUACCCCUCCUCCUGAGGAAGUCUAAAAAAAUUGAAAGAAUUUUUUUUUUUUUUAAAAGCAGCUUAAAGGUUGGCUUCUUCACAGAAAACAAUGUUUUUAGAAGUCCACUGAAUCAAAGUAUUAUCAAAGAUAGAGAUAAUAAAGAAAGACAGGUUGGGAAAAAUCCUUUUUCUGUUUGAGUUAAAUAAGGUCAAUUCAGAAGGUUGUCAUUGAGUGAUGGAGCAAUGUUGUGUGAAAUAGGAUGUGCUCAGCAUUGUAAGCUGUGAAUCCUAGCAGUCCUGUUCUCCUGAAACUACACAAUAAAGUUUUAUCUUGUGGGAAGGCACGGUC
This is a messenger RNA of Notechis scutatus (mainland tiger snake), 2142 nucleotides long. The record is from RefSeq and is a predicted model, not a curated record. NCBI's taxonomy places the organism in Eukaryota, Metazoa, Chordata, Lepidosauria, Squamata, Elapidae.